GUCGAGGUGGCGAGCCUUUAAACAUGACCGUAAUUACUGAAAAGGUUACGUUUGAUAUAAAGCAGAUGUUGUCUAUUUUGCCUGUGCGUUUUAUUGUAUGUCUUUGUUAGAAGUUAAAUAACGUUUUAAUAUAGAUUUGAUUAAUUGGCUAUCUGAAUUCAUACUUAAUUCAUGUUUCUCUCUCAAACGCAACAUCGCAUAAUUGUGCGGUAGUUUAUACUCUAUAUAUUACGAUUACCACGAUAUGCGUGCUAUACGCGUUCGGCCUUGAGUCCACACAAACAGGGGGGCAUCAAGCCAUUCAUUGGGAGGAAGACAGAGAGAGGGGAAGAGCAAUACAAACAGACAAUAUUCAAAGCUGGGGAAUCAAAAGCUUGGGGUCCAAACUCAGGAACAAGUGUCCGACUGGAAGGCAGAAUUAGUUAGUUUGAGAUGGCGGAGGUAAGCGAGGUUUUGAUGUCGGUUCUGUCCACAAUUCGGGUUCCGAGGCCCGGGGACCGUGUCCACAAAGACGAAUGCGCCUUGUCAUUUUCUUCUCCGGAGAGUGAAGGAGGCUUAUAUGUGUGCAUGAACAGUUUCCUUGGGUUCGGCAGCCAGUAUGUGGAUAGACACCACACCAGGAGCGGACAGCGGGCUUACCUGCACAUCUCCCGGACCCGCAAAGCUCCCAAGGAAGAUGAGGAGAACUCUGGAUCCGGUGACCCACCCAAGAAGAAGCCAACCCGAUUAGCCAUAGGUAUCGAGGGAGGGUUCAACGUGGAGCAGGAGCAGUAUGAGGAGGAAGUAAAAGUCGUCCUCUUCCCUGAUAGACAGGAAGUUGCAUCCGAUGACCUCGCCACCAUGCCGGACCUUGUGAGAGAGCGGGUAUCUCUAGCCAUGGCAGGGCUGAUGUCUGCAGACUCAGUGUCUCAUGCCCUGCAGGUGCAGCAGUGGGACGGCGAGGUGCGGGCGGAGUCCCGGCACGCCGUCGAACUCAAGCAGCUCGACAACGGCACCAAGAUCCCUCCCAGUGGUUGGCGGUGUGAGGUGUGUGACCUGCAGGAGAACCUGUGGAUGAACCUGUCGGACGGAAGGGUGUUCUGCGGUCGCAGGUAUUUUGACGGCUCCGGGGGGAACAACCAUGCCCUCCUGCACUUCCAGCAAUCGGGACACCCUCUAGCCGUCAAACUGGGCACCAUCACCCCCGACGGAGCAGAUGUGUACUCCUAUGACGAGGAUGAUAUGGUACUGGAUCCAAAGCUCCCCGAACACCUGUCCCACUUUGGCAUCGACAUGAUGACCAUGGAAAAGACGGAGCAUACGAUGACAGAGCUAGAGAUAGCGGUGAACCAGCGUGUGGGGGAGUGGGAGGUGAUCCAGGAGUCAGGGGCCACCCUCCGGCCUCUGUCAGGCCCCGGCCUCACCGGCAUGAAGAACCUGGGCAACAGCUGCUACCUCAACUCGGUCAUGCAAGUCCUCUUCACCGUGCCUGACUUCCAGAGCAAGUACGUCUCCAACAUUGACAAGAUCUUCGAUGAAGCUCCAAGCGACCCCACCCAGGACUUCAAAACCCAAGUAGCAAAGCUGGGCUAUGGUCUGUUGUCGGGCGAGUAUUCCAAACCAGCACCUGACCCCGGAGAGGGCUCUGAACCCAGCUCUGAACCCAGAGGUGACCAGGUUGGCAUAGCGGCACGCAUGUUCAAAGCACUUGUUGGGCGGGGCCACCCAGAGUUCUCCACCAAUCGGCAACAAGACGCCCAGGAGUUCUUAUUACACUUCAUUAAUAUGGUGGAGAGAAACUGUCGUUCGGGGGUGAACCCGUCUGAAGCCUUCCGUUUCUUAGUAGAGGAGAGGAUCGUGUGUCAGCAAUCACAGAAAGCAAAGUACACGCAGAGGGUGGACUACAUCCUCCAGCUACCUGUGCCCAUGGACCAGGCCACCAACACCGAGGAGCUGCAGGAGGCUGAGCGUCGGCGCGAGGAGGCAGACUCGUCGGGAGCCCCUCCCCCCGCGCCGGUGCGCGCCUGUAUCCCGUUCACAGCGUGCAUGGCGGCGCUCAGCGAACCGGAGACUCUCACAGACUUCUGGAGCUCCGCUGCGCAGGCCAAGACCACUGCCACCAAGACCACCCGCUUUGCCUCUUUCCCUGACCACAUGGUUAUCCAGGUUAAGAAGUUCACUUUUGGACAGGACUGGGUCCCCAAGAAACUGGACGUAAGCAUCGACGUUCCCGACACGCUGGACCUGACUGCACUCCGUGGGACCGGCCAGCAGCCGGGGGAGGAGCUUCUGCCAGAGGUGGCCCCACCCCCUCUCAUGACCCCUGACGUGGAGGUCAAAGCCCCAGUCCUGGACGACUCCACCGUGUCCCAGUUAUGUGAGAUGGGAUUCCCACUGGAGGCCUGCAGGAAGGCUGUGUACUAUACUGGGAAUACUGGAAUCGACGCAGCCAUGAACUGGGUCAUGGGCCAUAUGGACGACCCAGAUUUCUCCGCUCCCAUGGUGUUGCCAGGCACCAGCUCGGCUCCCGGAACCACGCCCACAGAGAGCGUUUCUGAGGAGCACCUAGCAACCAUCGUCUCCAUGGGCUUCAGCCGAGACCAGGCCACGCGAGCACUGAGGGCCACGAGUAACGUCCUAGAGCGCGCCGUGGACUGGAUCUUCUCCCACCUUGAUGAUCUAGAGUCCAUGGAAGUUUCGGAGGGGGGCCGCUCGGCCGCCGAGAGUGAGGGGUCCAGGGAGCCCCCUCCUGGGCCUAAAGUCCGAGACGGACCUGGCAAGUAUGAGCUGUUUGCCUUCAUCAGUCACAUGGGCACGAGCACUAUGUGCGGCCACUACGUCUGCCACAUCAAGAAGGACCAACAAUGGGUUAUCUUUAACGAUCAGAAAGUGUGUGCCUCAGAGAAGCCGCCUAAGGACCUGGGUUACCUCUACUUCUACCGGAGAGUCACCGAGUGAACGGAGGGGGGCAGAGUUUAACUUGGGGAGGGGAAGAGGGUCGCUAACAUGUACACACUGUCACACUGAGCUACUAAGAAUGCUCUGACACAAGCUUCUGAACUGACAAAUGUAGGGUUUAAAUAAAUACACUUUUCCUACAGCUAUGUAUGCAGACACAGGCAGGUGGAAUGGAAGGGGUGUUUAAAGGAGAAGUGUCUUUUUUCCAUUUUUAUUUCACUUUUACGAUAAACACUGUAGUGUUGGUGGAAGGCUGCUGGUGUGUUCACCCCUUCUAAGUCUAUACUCAUCUUGCAACUGACACCAGUCAACUCAUAAUAGAUACUGGUAUCAUUAUACAGUGUCUAAUGCAACAAUGUUGCCACCCCCCACUUCCCUGAACAACAUGCCACUCAUCUCUUAUUGACUAGCAUCUGUUGUGUUGUCAUUGCUUCUUAAGCCAAGCACCGCCUCCCUUCUCUCCCCCUUCUGUUUUCCGACAUGGCAUUUUCAUAAGUUCGGCAUCCACAGUAAUAGAGAGAGUUAAUAUACAAAAAAAUGUCAUAAAAUGUGUAUUAAAAAAACCUAAACCAAACUGGUUGUUCUUUCAAGUGUGAUGAGGGUGAUAUCUGGUGUAGUUUUG
This is a messenger RNA of Oncorhynchus kisutch (coho salmon), 3559 nucleotides long. RefSeq names its product ubiquitin carboxyl-terminal hydrolase 5. The transcript is spliced from 20 exons. Gene Ontology annotation, biological process: protein deubiquitination. Bases 433 to 2937 code for a protein of 834 amino acids. Lineage: Eukaryota; Metazoa; Chordata; Actinopteri; Salmoniformes; Salmonidae. Gene Ontology annotation, molecular function: zinc ion binding; protein binding; cysteine-type deubiquitinase activity. The record is from RefSeq and is a predicted model, not a curated record.